CCAACCUACGAGUACUAUGGAUUCGUCAUGUAUUUAGUGUCGUUUGUUGUUCUAGGUGGGUAUUUCUUUUUUCCUGCUAUAAACAAAAAUGAUGAAAUUUUUAGAUCUUUGGCCAUCACAUCCUAAUUUAAGAUGGGUUAUUUUUCGCCUCCUCCAGGUAUCUACCUCAUCUGGGCAUAUGUGCCUGACGAGGUUCUGCAUAGUCUUGGCAUAACCUAUUACCCAAGCAGAUACUGGGCACUCGCUAUACCCGUUUGGAUCAUGACUCUAGUGUGGUUCGUUUUCAUAUCUUUCAUGUCCAUUAAUCUCAUGAACACAGCGCCAUUCGACUCCUUCACAUGCAUAACCGAUGAACACGCCAACGUGUUGACCUCUGCUCCGAGUCAAAAGGAUCAUCCCGAAGACUAUAUACCGGAGCUUCAUGAUAUUCCAAUCAGUGUGGUGAAUGCCAUGUUAUACCAGGAUGAAGCGGAGGAGGGUCUCUCUGAUCAAGCCUUUGUCGAAGCUCACUCCAUGACCCAUGAUGCAGAAGAAUGGCCAUUGUUUGGAAACUUCUCUUUGGGCUCAUAGUGGCCGUCCAAAAUGCACUUUUUCAGGCGCAGCUUUGCUCGCGAGCCCAUUUGUAAAAAAAUCUUUAUCCGUGCAAUUUUACGCUUUAUGGUCAUUUUACACCCAUGUAAAUAAUAAUAUCGACAUAUCCCUUUAGAAAUACCCGAAAGCCUUCCAGUCAUUAUUAAAGUAC
Molecule: messenger RNA, 742 nt
Organism: Umbelopsis ramanniana AG
Lineage: Eukaryota; Fungi; Mucoromycota; Umbelopsidomycetes; Umbelopsidales; Umbelopsidaceae
Exons: 3
Coding region: 133-570 (145 amino acids)
Source: RefSeq, a predicted model, not a curated record